Patiria miniata (bat star) is the source of this 3404-nucleotide messenger RNA. RefSeq names its product acidic repeat-containing protein-like. Bases 126 to 2519 code for a protein of 797 amino acids. Gene Ontology annotation, cellular component: nucleus. The record is from RefSeq and is a predicted model, not a curated record. NCBI's taxonomy places the organism in Eukaryota, Metazoa, Echinodermata, Asteroidea, Valvatida, Asterinidae. The transcript has 10 exons.
CCCAUCAUGCAUUGCGACGCGGGUCAUUAAAAAUGGUGUCAAAGCAGCAACAGCAACAUGAGUUGAAAUUUUGACUUUGAUUCUGCAUCAGAAAAAAGCAAAUAAAUCACAAAGUGAAUCUGAAAAUGGCGUCAGAUGAAGAAAAUAAUCUAGAAGAAUUGCUUGGCCGUGUUUCUGAUAAGCUAGGCUGGGGACACAUUCAACAAAAAGAUGUGAAAACAGCGUUCCGUAAGCAGCCAUCGGAAAAUGGAAAUCACAAGAAGAAAAAGUCUGUCCGGAGCAGCUCUAAGAAAGUACCAAGAAAAUCAAGGAAGGAUACCAGCUCCUCAUCAGACAAGGAAAACAGCAUCAAGAAUAGGCACCAUCACAAAGCAGUUUCGGAGAGUAAUUCAAAAGCUGAAAUCAACUGCAGAGGUCGUCUGGAAUUAUCAACCAGUUCUUGCAAUGUACUGACUCAAAAUAAUGACUGUGACAAAAACGAUGAGGCAAAUCCUUCAAAGAGCAGUUUGGAAAGCUCUGCUGCCUCAAAGAAAGCAGGAAAAGAUUACAAAAAGGACUUUGAUUUGAACAGCAGUGUGUCUGAAGCUUACACAGCAGCUGAUGAAUCAAGUAAACAAGGUGAAAGUUUGAAGGCAUCAAAUGAAAAAGUGUCCACAGCGGAUGAGAAUGGGGCAGACUUCUUGAAUUCUGAAUCGUUUGAAAAUCCAUCACUCCUAUCAAGUGAUGAAGAUGACUUGGCCCGCAAAACUCUUGAUGAAGAUAGUCCUUCAGUUCCAAAACGUGAUGUUGAUGAACUGGAAGAACCAUUCUCACCACUUCAGCGCUACUCAGAAACCGCCCAACCGAUGACAUGGCUCCUGACUCCGCCCCCAAAAGAGAACCUUGUCAAGGCCUCGUCAUACUCGGCAGAGAAGAUCAGUAUGGUGGUGAUCAGCGAUUCUGAAUCAGAUUCUCCUUUUGAUUCAUAUGAUCUGGAUCACAAAAACCGUGAGGUCUCAUCUUCCACUACAAAGACAGACUGGGAAACGCAGUUCUCACCUGGGCAUGUAUGUCGUGACUCAGAGACUCCAGAUUUUAGUAAAGAUCCAUUCAAAGUCACACAAUCUGCAGAGAAGAUUACCACCGUGACCACAUUUAGCAGCAGUGAAUCCGACGCAGAAGAUGAUUCUGCGUGUAGUAGACAGGUGCUGAGCCUAACUGAGAGAUUGUCCAAGAAUUUCAAGCUGCAGAAGAGCAAACCGGUAUCAAAUGUUGAGGAUGGCCAUUCAGGGAAAGAUAUCAGCUGGACCAAGGGUGACAAAUCCAGAGAUGAUAACCAGAGAAUCUUACAGACUCCUAGAGCCCCACUGUACGCUAGCAGUGAUGAUGAUGAUGAUGAUGACUUUGAACAAUUUCUACAAGCUAUCAAAACUCCACACUGUGCACCUCCUUCAAGCCAGACACCAAAACCAACUGUGGAUGAAGACCAGUAUGAGAAAUCCUUCAUCGAUGACACGCCUAUUGUCGAUGAAGACAAUGACGAUGAUGAUGUUUAUUACUACAGACACAUCAAUUCAGACCAGAAGAUUUUCACUGACAAAAAGAAGGAGCAGGAAACAAAGACACAAUCAACCCCCUGGAAGUACCGUCUCCCGCAGUUCAGUGACAGUGAUGACGCUGAUGACAGUGUGUUUGCUACUCCAAAACCACCGGCAGCGAAAAAAAUCACACCUAGUGUUUUGUCAUCAUCAAAGAAGUUUAGACCCCCUAUCAGUCAGAAGAGGGACACUCCCACCACGGAACGUCCGACAGAUUUCAUGUCUUCCUUGGCCACACCUAAACAUGGCUGUAGUUCCUCCUCGCCCUACGUCAAUGACUUCAAGAAACACCGAGAGGCUCUAACUCAAAAGCUGUUUGGAAUUUAUAACAAAACUGUGUUUGACAACAAGCUUCCAUCAGAUUUCAGCAUCAAGUGGAACAAUCGCAUGCGCAAGACAGCAGGCUACUGUUACUAUACCAAGACCAAGCUGACUGGGCAGUACAGUGCACGGAUAGAACUCUCUGAGAAAGUCUGUGACACUGCAGAGAGACUGAGAGAUACAUUAGUCCAUGAACUCUGCCAUGCUGCUUGCUGGUUGAUAAACAGAGUCAAUGAUGGACACGGACGCUUCUGGAAAUACUGGGCAGCAAAAGCCAACCAUGCCCAUCCGUGUAUUCCAAUCAUCAAACGCUGUCACAGUUAUGAGAUCACCACCAAGUACAAGUACCAGUGCGUCACUUGUAAAACAACCAUCGGACGUCAUUCUAAAUCCAUCAAUACCUCCAAAUUCUGCUGCGCAUACUGCAAAGGAAACCUCGUGCUGCUGCCCUCUAUCAACAAAGACGGGAAAGUGUCCAAGGUGCGGACGCCCAACAAGUUCGCGAUGUUUGUGAAGGAGAAUUACGGCUCAGUGAAAAAGGAGAACGUGUCGAUGAAACACGCGGACAUCAUGCGACUUCUGAGUCAGGAUUUCUCCAAGAAAGCAACAAUCUCUGUUUGACUUAAUCUGAUGAAAACAGCAGAGAGAUCUGACAGAAGGAGAUAAAAUAAAAGUUUAAUAUUUACUUUUUGGGUUCUGAGGAGACGAGUGCUGUUAAUGAAAGAAAAUGCAAAAGUGUCUGGGAAGCAUCUUCAAGACAUCGCUUUUUUGUUCAGAAAUCGAGUUUGAAAAAAAUGACACUUUGUUUACUUGGCCUUCCAUAUUUUCAAUUUAAAUUGUCAAUACAUGUAGAUGUACCAGUUUUCCGUCACAAUAAUAAUGUUGCUGCUAAUAUUAGAUCAUGGAUAUUAUGCAAUUGAAUAAAUUAUAAAAUGUUAUCUACUGUGAUUAAAAUCAGGAGCAGUAAAAUUUAUUUAAAAAAAUAAGUGUUAUAAAUAGAAACCAAUUAACUGAUUUUUUCACAGACGAUUCAGUAGACUUUGAGGUCGAAAGUGGGGAAUUUUUGCAUACAUGAAUUUCUAUUUUUCCAAGAAGUUUGACGUUAUUUCUCAGUUAAAUUUUUAUAUUGAUGGGUUAAUUCAAUGUAAAAAAAUAUGUUUUGAUUAAGAAUUAUUAGUGAAAAUUUCAUAAUCUCAGCUAAUGUCAUUAAAAUUGUGUUUUGAAUUUUUUGUCUAUUUAAUGUUUAUCUCUAUUACAUGUUUAUGGUUUGUCAUGGCGUUUAUGAUUUCAUUAUUGGAAUAAUAACAUUAUUCUUGGACACAAAAGUAAGAUCUUCAACAUUUAAACAGGCUUUCUUUUCCUUGGUUCCCAACUGAUGUUUGACUUUUAUAGUUUAUCUAACUGUGUCAUUAUUUACAUGAUUGAUACCCAUAAUGGAUUUGUUCAAAAAUAUUAGUACUAGCGUCUUUAGUUAAUAAAAAAUUCAAGAGCAUCUUGGUAAAGAUA